Zasmidium cellare ATCC 36951 is the source of this 840-nucleotide messenger RNA. RefSeq lists its product as uncharacterized. The transcript has 2 exons. The record is from RefSeq and is a predicted model, not a curated record. The coding region runs from base 1 to 840 and encodes 279 amino acids. NCBI's taxonomy places the organism in Eukaryota, Fungi, Ascomycota, Dothideomycetes, Mycosphaerellales, Mycosphaerellaceae.
AUGGCCUCCACCACCCCGCUCUCCGAAAUCCCCACCCUCACCCUCCUCUACAAACUCCACAAACUCGACCGCUCCGACACCGCAUCCUCCUCCGCGACCUCUCGCUUCAACGACAAAAUCUCCAUCGUCCGCAAAGACAUCACCAAACUCGAGACCGACGCCAUCGUCAACGCCGCCAACGAAUCCCUCCUCGGAGGCGGCGGGGUCGACGGCGCCAUCCACGCCGCAGCAGGCCCCGAUCUCCUUGACGAGUGUCGCGAGCUCGAGGGUUGCGACACGGGAAGUGCCAAGAUCACGGAUGCGUAUGAGCUGCCGUGCAAGAAGGUCAUUCAUGCGGUGGGGCCGGUGUAUGGGAGUGCGAAGAGGAAGGGAUUGCAUGCGGAGUUGUUGAGUGGGUGCUACACGAAGAGCUUGGAGUUGGCGGUCGAGAAUAAGUGUAAGAGUCUGGCGUUUAGUGCGCUGAGUACGGGGGUGUAUGGAUAUCCUAGUGGUGAGGCUGCUGAGACGGCGAUCCAGGCUGUGAAGGGCUGGCUGGAGGAAAAUGACAAGCGCGCGGAGAAGAUCGAGCGUGUCGUCUUCUGCCAGUUCAUGGAGAAGGACCAGAAGGCAUACGAGAACUACAUUCCGAAAUACUUCCCUCCUGCUGCCGAAAAGAAGGCGGAGGAGUCAGAAGAGAAGGUCGAUGCUGAAGAGGAUGGACAAGAAGGCGCAGAUGAGGCUAAGGAUGAGGAGGUGCAAGCUGAGAAGGUGCCAGACUUGCCAGAGGUGCCUACCAAGGAGCCCGCUGAGCCCGACGAGCCUGAGCCUAAGAAGCAAAAGCUCGAUGAUGGCAAAGACUGA